CGCAGUCAACGUUUAUCAGUGAUUGCAGUUCAAUUAAACAGAAUGCAAAUUUUCUAUAUUCUCGCAGUAACUAUUGCUGUGGUUUCUGCAGGUACCAUCCUGCCAGAAAACACAAUUAUCCAGCCACGGCAAUUGCCAGUUGCUCUUAAUGUUGAAGGACGUAUUACUAAUGGCAAGGAGGCUGCUGAAGGACAAUUCCCAUACCAAGUGGGCUUAAGUUUCUCAAGUUCAAGUGGAGGUUGGUGGUGUGGCGGUUCAUUAAUCGCCAACACUUGGGUACUGACUGCAGCUCACUGCACUAGUGGCGCUUCAUCGGCAACUGUUUAUCUAGGAGCAACCGUUCGUACUAGUCCCAAGGUGACAUACACUGUUGCCAGCAGCAACUUCGUUCAACACAAAAGCUACAAUUCAUUGUUGUUGAGCAAUGAUAUAUCAUUGAUUCGUAUUCCUGCAGUUAGCUUCACAACCUAUAUAAACAAAGUUGCUUUACCCGCAGUUUCCUCUUCUUACUCAACCUAUGCUGGCCAAAACGCUAUCGCUUCCGGUUGGGGAUUAACUUCAGAUUCUGCUACUGCCGUUGCUUCCAAAUUGCAAUAUGCCACUUUACAGGUUAUUGAUAACUCGGUUUGUGCCCAGACCUAUGGCUCUCUUGUCAUCAAAUCGAAGACAAUUUGCACUGCCACUCCUAAUGGCACCUCAACCUGCAGCGGAGACUCUGGCGGUCCCUUGGUUUUGGCCUCCUCGAAUACUCUUGUUGGUGUCACCUCAUUUGUUUCUUCAGCUGGCUGCCAAUCUGGAGCCCCAGCUGGUUAUGUACGUGUCACCAGUUACUUGGAUUGGAUUCAAGAAAAUACUGGUUUAUCAUAUUAAAAAUAAAAUAUCGUCAAUAUUUUAAUCUUUUGAAAAAUAAAUACAAAUGCAUAAUGGUUUAAAUAA
Calliphora vicina (urban bluebottle blowfly) is the source of this 936-nucleotide messenger RNA. Its product is annotated as serine protease 1-like. The transcript has 2 exons. Gene Ontology annotation, biological process: proteolysis. Lineage: Eukaryota; Metazoa; Arthropoda; Insecta; Diptera; Calliphoridae. The coding region runs from base 43 to 870 and encodes 275 amino acids. The record is from RefSeq and is a predicted model, not a curated record. Gene Ontology annotation, molecular function: serine-type endopeptidase activity.